Molecule: messenger RNA, 1663 nt
Organism: Mercurialis annua (annual mercury)
Lineage: Eukaryota; Viridiplantae; Streptophyta; Magnoliopsida; Malpighiales; Euphorbiaceae
Product: aspartyl protease family protein 2
Exons: 1
Coding region: 108-1499 (463 amino acids)
Biological process (GO): proteolysis
Molecular function (GO): aspartic-type endopeptidase activity
Source: RefSeq, a predicted model, not a curated record
CAGCUCCCCCAACUUCCAAAAAAACAUCACAGAGUUGAGAAAAAACACACAUAUAUCUGUCCAGCAUUUAGUGUCCAAAAACCGCGUCAUUUUCUCUCUGCACAACAAUGGUGACGCCCCUAGUCCUCCGUCGUCUUCUCCUCCUCUUCGUACUACUAGAUCUCUUCUCCGCCGUGGCCUCCGCCUCCGCCUCCGCCAACACGACAACAACAGAGUAUCUAAAACUCCCAUUACUCCACAAAACCCCAUUCACCACCCCAACACAAGCCCUCUCAUUCGACUUAAACCGCCGUCUCUCUCUUCUCAACAACCACAAACUCACCUCCUUCAAAUCCCCCGUUAUCUCCGGCGCUUCAUCCGGCUCCGGCCAGUACUUUGUGUCCUUACGCAUUGGUACUCCGCCGCAGACGCUUCUCUUAGUGGCGGACACUGGCAGCGAUCUCAUUUGGGUUAAAUGCUCCGCCUGUAAAAACUGCUCACUUCGCUCGCCACGCUCCGCAUUUCUCGCGCGUCACUCUGCUUCAUUCUCUCCGUUCCACUGCUUCUCCAAGCAAUGCCGGCUUGUCCCCCACCCGCACCCGAAUCCGUGUAACCGCACGCGCUUACACAGUCCGUGUAGAUACGAGUACUCGUACGCUGAUAGUUCGGUUACCAGUGGAUUCUUCUCUAAAGAGGCUUUGACUUUGAAUACAAGUACUGGUAAGUUAAAAAAACUCAACAGCUUGUCUUUCGGGUGCGGGUUUCGGAUCUCGGGUCCUAGCUUAACCGGUGCAAGUUUUGAAGGUGCUAACGGUGUUAUGGGUUUGGGUCGGUCCCCCAUUUCGUUUUCUUCACAGUUGGGUCGUCGUUUCGGUAAUAAAUUCUCUUAUUGUCUGAUGGACUACACUAUAUCUCCACCUCCUACUAGUUUCUUAACAAUCGGCGGCGGCGGCGAUGGUGGUGUCGAAAACGGCGUCGUUUCCAGGAGUAAAACGAUGCGAUACACGCCGUUAAUUGUUAACUCUUUGUCGCCAACGUUUUAUUACAUUGGGAUCAAGAGUGUUUUCAUCAAUGGUGUGAAAUUACCGAUUGAUCCUUCCGUCUGGUCAAUUGAUGAUUUGGGUAACGGUGGAACCAUUAUUGACUCAGGGACGACAUUAACGUUUAUAACGGAGCCAGCUUACAGUGAGAUUCUAAAGGCUUUUAAGAAGCGGGUUAAGUUACCGAGUCCGAUUCAGUUAACACCCGGGUUUGAUCUUUGUAUGAAUGUAUCGGGCAUUUCGAGACCGGUUUUGCCGAAAAUGAGAUUUGAAUUCGCUGGUGGGUCGGUUUUUUCGCCGCCUCCGAGAAACUAUUUUAUCGAAACGGGUGACCAAGUGAAGUGUUUGGCGGUUCAACCCGUUAACCCAGAUGGCGGGUUUUCUGUAUUAGGGAAUCUUAUGCAGCAGGGAUUUUUGUUGGAGUUUGAUAGAGACAAAUCGCGGCUCGGUUUUUCACGUCGCGAUUGUUCAUUACCGUGACAGAUUAAACGAUGCCGUUUUGGUUAUUUUUAAUUUUUUUCUUAUUGAAUUUUUAAUGAUCAAUUGUUGCUAAAUAUAUAAAGUUUUUAUAUUUUGGACAUUAUGAAAGUUGCCUUUUUAUCCAGGAGAAAAUGAAAAUUGGGAUCAACACAAUAUCAUUUUAA